This is a messenger RNA of Spizellomyces punctatus DAOM BR117, 1693 nucleotides long. RefSeq names its product acyltransferase, WS/DGAT/MGAT. The record is from RefSeq and is a predicted model, not a curated record. Gene Ontology annotation, cellular component: plasma membrane. Gene Ontology annotation, biological process: triglyceride biosynthetic process. The coding region runs from base 54 to 1586 and encodes 510 amino acids. The transcript has 5 exons. Gene Ontology annotation, molecular function: diacylglycerol O-acyltransferase activity; long-chain-alcohol O-fatty-acyltransferase activity. Lineage: Eukaryota; Fungi; Chytridiomycota; Chytridiomycetes; Spizellomycetales; Spizellomycetaceae.
UGGAGAUUUCCGUGUUUUUUUCUUUACUCCCCAGAACGUUGAACUUUGCAGCCAUGCCCGUCAAGGUCGCUCCCGAGGCAUCGGCCAACGACGCCGACAAUGCAUCCCUCACGCAACAACAACAGGACACGGAAGUCGCGGUCUCGGACAGGAUAGAAUACCUUACGGGAAGGGACAACUUGUUCUUGAUCAUGGAAGAUAAAUACCAUAAUAUGAACGUGGCUGGCCUCUACUAUUUCAACAAGAAAAUAUCGAGGGAAGAAAUGCGGUCUCAAAUCGGUCAUUUUGCCGACACAUUCGAGCGAUGCAAGCAAAGAAUUGUCCGUCCUCCCGGCGUAUUCGCCAGGCCUUACUGGGUAAAGCACGACGAGUACGAUUUGGACAAGCAUUUUCUGUCGGUGCAGCUGCCGUCCCCAGGGACCGAAGAGCAGCUAAUGCAAGUAUCUGGCGAGCUAUGCGGUGAACAUAUGGACUUUGGCCUUCCAUUAUGGCGGUGCUAUUGGUUUGAGGGCUUGGAUGGCGGAGAACGAAGUGCUAUUCUGUGGAUCGCACACCAUGCCAUUGCCGACGGACAGGGUUUCGUCCGUACAUUCCUCACCUAUGUUGCAUCACUUGAUCCUACUGUUGAUGCUUCAAAGCUUCAAUACUCUGCUGGUCGGAACAUUGCAAAGCCCAAGACAGUCAGCAAAGUCGUCGAAAGUGAAAAGAAGCCCGCGACCAUCCUUUCCCGUAUUCCCUCUCAGCAGGCCGCCUUCAAAUACGUCCAACGACAAGUGUUCACCUUCAUGUUCUUGCUCUACGGCAUUGCACUCUACCUUGCCAAUAUCCUCAUCUUCCUUGCCAGCCGCCGCAAAUCCUACACAAGAUCGAAAAGAACAAAUAAGAAGCAGACAGCAUGGACCCACUCUGUAAGCCUAGAAGAUGUAAAGAAAGUCAAGAAUCACUUCAACGUCACCGUAAACGAUGUCUUGACCGCCUGCGUCGGAGCAGCCUUGGAUGGCCACCUCAUACGUAACAAUGCUCCCCGCGAUCCCAAUCUCUGGCUUAUGAUUCCGACCUCAAUGCGUGCCGUGACCGAUUUUUCGACCUCUAAUAAAACUAGCGGGUACAUGCUCUCUAUUCCUAAUGGCCCCAGCGUGGAUCUGGUCAAGAGAGUCAAGUCUGUCAGCAAGAACAUGAGGAGUGGGAAAUCGAGUCCGGAAGCUGCUUUCCACUACUUCCCACAAGAGAUUUUCUACCGGUACCCCAAUGCCCUGCCUUCCUUUGCUCUUGGUGCAGCGUACAAACUCCACGGUGUACUAACCAAUGUGCCUGGACCGGCCGUGCCUCUCAAGUGGGGCACCCACAACAUUGAUGCCAUGGUUGCGUUCAUCCCUCAAGCUAUGCCAAACAGCGUCUCCUGCGCUGUAUAUACCUACCAGGGCCAUGUGACAUUGAGUGUCAACAUGGACUUGGAUGAAGAAGAGCCUGGUCUCUUUGGACCAGGUGCUGCGCUUUCCAUUACAAAGGAAUUCGAAACUGCCUUCCAAGAGUAUGUAAAAAUGGUUGAUGCAUCGGAGGCAGCCAAAGUGAAAAAGGACCUGUAGAUGUUAUUUUCUAUUUUGCUUAGAGCGACGGAUUUAAUUGUGGACUAUUAGAUAUUAUUACUUAUGGAUAUCAUUCUAUGUUUAAUUUACGAAAUUGGUUUUUCUGA